AUGGGGUUCUUAGCAUUGUUGUUGCUGCUUCUGCUUCCUGUUUCAAGUGCAGUGGAUGAUCUCUCUCCAUUCCCUACAAACUUUCUGUUUGGAACAGCUUCUUCUUCUUACCAGUAUGAAGGUGGUUAUAACAUUGAUGGUAAGGGGCAAAGUAAUUGGGAUAACUUCACUCAUGGAGGUAGAAGUAUGAUAGUGGAUGGAAGUAAUGGGGAUAUUGCGGUUGACCAUUAUCACCGUUACAAGGAGGAUAUAGAUCUAUUGGAAGCUUUGAAUGUAAAUAGUUACCGACUCUCUAUAUCAUGGACAAGAAUUCUACCAAAGGGUAGAUUUGGAGAAAUCAAUUGGGCUGGCAUUGACUUCUAUAACAAACUAUUUGAUGCUCUACUGCUCAAAGGUAUUCAACCCUUUGUUACUCUAAGUCACUAUGACAGCCCACAACAACUCGAGGACAGAUAUGGAGGAUGGCUAAGUCCCCAAUCACAACAAGAUUUUGCAUUUUAUGCAGACCUAUGUUUUAAUAAAUUUGGCGACAGAGUUAAGUAUUGGGUCACAUUCAAUGAGCCAAAUAACCAAGUACCACUAGGUUACCGUUCCGGCAUAUAUCCCCCAUCUCGUUGCUCUGGCUCAUUGGCAAUGGCUAACUGUAAAGAAGGUGAUUCAGAAAAAGAGCCUUUUAUAGCAGCCCAUAAUAUUAUUCUGUCACAUGCAGCUGCUGUUGAUCUCUAUAGAACCAAGUACCAGGUUGAGCAAAGAGGAAGAAUUGGUAUAGUGCUUCAACAUGAAUGGUAUGAACCAAUGAGCAAUUCAACAGCUGAUAAAUUGGCCACCGAAAGAGCAAGAUCAUUCACUUUCAAUUGGUUCUUAGAUCCAAUCAUAUUUGGCAAGUACCCCAAAGAGAUGGAAAACAUUCUUGGAAACCUCUUACCGAAAUUUUCAACCAACGAGAAAAAGAAACUCAAGAAAGGAUUGGAUUUUAUUGGCAUAAACUACUACACAGCUUCCUAUGUUCAAGAUUGCAUACACACCAAGUGUGAUUCGAGAUUUGGGAUUUCAAGAACAGAAGGUUCAUACAUGACUAGCGGAGACAAAAAUGGUAUCUCAAUCGGAGAAUCCACUCCUUUUAGUUGGUUUAAUGUUUAUCCACAAGGCCUGGAGAAAACUGUUACAUAUGUGAAAGAUAGAUACAACAAUACUCCAAUGUUCAUUACUGAAAAUGGGUAUGGCCAACAAGACGAUCCAAAUUUCACCUUGGAAGAUCAAGUUAACGAUUUGAAGAGAAUAAAGUACAUGGAAAAUCACAUAGAAGCCUUGUCAAUAGCAAUAAGGAAAGGAGCGGAUGUGAGGGGAUACUUUGCAUGGUCCUUGCUUGAUAAUUUUGAGUGGAUAUAUGGAUACACAGUAAGAUAUGGAUUCCACCAUGUUGAUUAUGCUACUUUGAAGAGAACUCCAAGAUUAUCUGCAACCUGGUACAAGCAAUUCAUUGCAAAUUAUACACAAACUAAAUUCAUUGGGAUAGAUAAGUUGGUGCAAAGUACAUGA
Molecule: messenger RNA, 1539 nt
Organism: Vicia faba (fava bean)
Lineage: Eukaryota; Viridiplantae; Streptophyta; Magnoliopsida; Fabales; Fabaceae
Source: the annotation of a GenBank genome assembly